Molecule: messenger RNA, 2135 nt
Organism: Nomascus leucogenys (northern white-cheeked gibbon)
Lineage: Eukaryota; Metazoa; Chordata; Mammalia; Primates; Hylobatidae
Product: UDP-glucuronosyltransferase 2B15
Molecular function (GO): UDP-glycosyltransferase activity
Source: RefSeq, a predicted model, not a curated record
CAACUGGAAAAGAAGCAUUGCAUAAGAACAGGAUGUCUCUGAAAUGGACGUCAGUCUUUCUGUUGAUACAGCUCAGUUUUUACUUUAGCUCUGGAAGUUGUGGAAAGGUGCUGGUGUGGCCCACAGAAUACAGCCAUUGGAUAAAUAUGAAGACAAUCCUGGAAGAGCUUGUUCAGAGGGGUCAUGAGGUGACUGUGUUGACAUCUUCGGCUUCUAUUCUUGUCAAUGCCAGUAAAUCAUCUGCUAUUAAAUUUGAAGUUUAUCCUACAUCUUUAACUAAAAAUGAUUUCGAAGAUUCUCUUCUGAAAAUGCUUGAUAGAUGGACAUAUGUUGUUUCAAAAACUACAUUUUGGUCAUAUUUUUCACAAUUACAAGAAUUGUGUUGGGAAUAUUAUGACUAUGAUUACAAGCUCUGUAAAGAUGCAGUUUUGAAUAAGAAACUUAUGACAAAACUACAAGAGUCAAAGUUUGAUGUCGUUCUGGCAGAUGCCCUUAAUCCCUGUGGUGAGCUACUGGCUGAGCUAUUUAACAUACCCUUUCUGUACAGUCUCCGCUUCUCUGUUGGCUACACGUUUGAGAAGCAUGGUGGAGGAUUUCUGUUCCCUCCUUCCUAUGUACCUGUUGUUAUGUCAGAAUUAAGUGAUCAAAUGACUUUCACAGAGAGGAUAAAAAAUAUGAUACAUAUGCUUUAUUUUGACUUUUGGUUUCAAAUUUAUGAUCUGAAGAAGUGGGACCAGUUUUAUAGUGAAGUUCUAGGAAGACCCACUACAUUAUUUGAGACAAUGGGGAAAGCUGAAAUGUGGCUCAUUCGAACCUAUUGGGAUUUUGAAUUUCCUCACCCAUUCUUACCAAAUGUUGAUUUUGUUGGAGGACUUCACUGUAAACCAGCCAAACCCUUGCCUAAGGAAAUGGAAGAGUUUGUGCAGAGCUCUGGAGAAAAUGGUAUUGUGGUGUUUUCUCUGGGGUCAAUGAUCAGUAACAUGUCAGAAGAAAGGGCCAACAAGAUUGCAUCAGCCCUUGCCCAGAUCCCACAAAAGGUUCUAUGGAGAUUUGAUGGCAAGAAGCCAAAUACUUUAGGUUCCAAUACUCGACUGUACAAGUGGUUACCCCAGAAUGACCUUCUUGGUCAUCCCAAAACCAAAGCUUUUAUAACUCAUGGUGGAACCAAUGGCAUCUAUGAGGCAAUCUACCAUGGGAUCCCUAUGGUGGGCAUUCCUUUGUUUGCAGAUCAACCUGAUAACAUUGUUCACAUGAAAGCCAAGGGAGCAGCCCUCAGUGUGGACAUCAGGACCAUGUCAAGUAGAGAUUUGCUCAAUGCAUUGAAGUCAGUCAUUAAUGACCCUAUCUAUAAAGAGAAUGCUAUGAAAUUAUCAAGAAUUCAUCAUGAUCAACCAAUGAAGCCCCUGGAUAGAGCAGUCUUCUGGAUUGAGUUUGUCAUGCGCCACAAAGGAGCCAAGCACCUUCGGGUCGCAGCUCACAACCUCACCUGGAUCCAGUACCACUCUUUGGAUGUGAUAGCAUUCCUGCUGACCUGCGUGGCAACUGUGAUAUUUAUCAUCACAAAAUGUUGCCUGUUUUGUUUCCGAAAGCUUGCCAAAACAGGAAAGAAGAAGAAAAGGGAUUAGUUAUAUCAAAAGCCUGAAGUGGAAUGACCGAAAGAUGGGACUCCUCCUUUAUUCCAGCAUGGAGGGUUUAAAUGGAGUAUUUCCUUUUUCCUGUGACAAAAUGUCUUUUCACAACUUACCCUGUUAAGUCAAAAUUUAUUUUCCAGGGAUUUAAUAUGUACUUUAGUUGGAAUUAUUCUAUGUCAAUGAUUUUUAAGCUAUGAAAAAUAACAAUGGGGGGAGGGAUAGCAUUUGGAGAUAUACCUAAUGUUAAAUGAUGAGUUACUGGGUGCAACACACCAACAUGGAACAUGUAUACAUAUGUAACUAACCUGCACAUUGUGCACAUGUACACUAAAACUUAAAGUAUAAUAAAAAAAAGAAAGCAAAAAAAAAAACCAACUCAUUUUUUUUUAAACCUAGAAGGAAAAUGUGAGAACGGAAACAACUUUUACUAUUUAAUUUGAAAAUAAAGUGUCAUCCAAGCCAUAAAAAAAAAGAAAAGAAAAAUAAAAAUAACAUAAAACCUUA